AUGGCCACCGAGACGGACAAUAAGGCAUACAUCGAAUCGUUUUGCGCAAACGUACAAAAUCCCGACCGCUCGGUACGGCAACGUGCUCUGAAACAGUUCGCCGAACAAUGGAUUUCCAGCGUACCAGACUCAGCUUGCGUCCCCGUAUUCGAUGACACAUAUCUGCAUCUGCUACGCUGUUACAGUGACCGGUUCGAGUCGAUCAGAACCAUGGCUGUUGAAGCGGUGAACGCAUUGCUGGAGAAACUGCCUGCAAACGGAUACUAUCUUGGAUACAUUGUUCCGGUGUUGGCCAAACGGAUCGGUCAGGCGGAGAUUGUCGAAGAGAGUGAGGAGCUGAGGUUACUGUUGCUGCAGCAGCUCGAAAGGCUAGUCGAAAAGUAUCGCGAUCCCGAGGGAGCCGACGGUGAUCCGUUACUGAAGGUGUUUGACGAAAUUGUGGACGUGCUGAUUAAAACUCUACGCGAUCCGUUUCCGGCGGCACAGAAGAAGAGCUGUGAGAUUGUGAUCGCUCUCUCGACGGCUACUCCUAGCUUGCACUAUCGAGCAGAGGCGCUGGUCGCCCCGGCCAAGUCGGUUCUGGCUCACCGUCACUCCGCCAAUCGGAUUGUGGCGAUCGAAAUGUUAGGCGUACUGUCGCUACACAUUCUCUCGAACGGGGAUCGUAUUUCGGAGAUUAUUAUGGCCGUUUCGCCGUUGCUGAUGGAUGAUGUACCAUUCGUGAGACGGGCGUGUGGCCGUGUCGGCUGUCUGACGCUCCAGAAGCUGCGCGAUCGAUACUCGUUCUUUCACCGUAUUCUACCGUUGGUCUUGAAUUGCUUGUCCGAUGGAACGCAAGAAGUUCGGGAUGACGUACACAGCCGUUGGAAGGAAGCUGGUGAGCUGUACUAUCGGGAAAACGAGACCGAACUCUCGAAGGUUGCUUUGCUAGAACAACUUCCCACAGCGUAUCCCGUCGAACGGUACACUCGCCCGACGCUGGGUUGCCGUGCCAUAGUGCAGCGCAGUUUACGGGUGGUCAAUCUGGUGCUGCAUGAAAUGGAAGAAUGGAAGGAAAACAUUAGACUACACGCGACGAAGCUUCUGAAGCAGAUCGUACUGCACGCCGAACGUUCCUUUUCGACACUGUUCGCCGAGGUAAAUCCCGUGCUGGCGAAGACCUGUAUGGACGCAGAACAAUCGAUUGUGUCAGAGGCAUUGAGUGUUUGCGAGCUGCUGGGCGUGCUGCUGGAGUACGAAACGUGGAGCAAACAUGUGCUGGUCCACUUCCGGAAGUUUCCAACAGUCGGACAGUUGCGCUGCAUGCGCACAAUGUAUGCUCACUGCCAGCACGGUGAGCAGAAGCGAGCGGACAUCAAACAGUUCGUGGCCCUGCUACUCGACGUAGACGUUUGUCACAACCUAAACGAAGAGUAUCAGUUCGAGUUGCUCGAGUUUUGUAGCGUUCUCGUAGCGGACAGCAGUGGACGGGAGCUGCCGGCGAUGCUGGAAGAAAUUUCGGUCGGCGAAGGAGAUAACGCUGGAGAACAAUCGCUCGAACGGAUGCUGUACACCGUGGUGCUUAAGGUGGUGGCCUUUUGUUACGAUUCGAAGUACACGCUCCGUGCGAAAGGCUUUAGCGUGUUACGUCAGCUCGAUUCGGAUGUGGACAUGCUCCACGAAUAUCAUCUGUCCAGUGUGUUGGAAAGGAUUGAACACCUGGAAAGUGAAAACUCUGACGCCAGUGUCAGUCUUUUGCUCCUUUGUGGCAUUGUUUCGACGUGUGGGUUUCAGGAAACAUAUUUCGAAACGAUGCAGGCCACCCUGGACAAAGCGAUAAGGCAUGCGGCCCCCGAGGGAAAGGUUAAACUAUUUAGUGCCAUCUCCGUUGCUAUGCUUGGGUGGUCCGAACGAAACUCUCAAACCACAGACGUCCAGCUGUCCCUGCUGAAACCGUUCAUUGACGUGGUCAUUACACCGUACCUUGUGUGGACUGUGGGAAGAAGUGCAGAAUCGAUACGAACAAUGGCUACCGCAUGUUUCGCUUCGAUGGCUCAGGGUGUGAACGCUGAAGUGUAUGCAUCGCUGCUUCCUGCCUAUCUGAACCUUUUGGCCGGGCUGAUCGACGAUAACAGCAUUGCGACGCGGGCCUACACCCUAAGGGCCUUGGUACGUCUGGAACCGUUGGAUUUCGAGUCCCUCAAGCUUUUGGCGUUUCCCAUCAUGUCUCGAUUGGACGAUCCGAGCGGCGAGGUACGUGAACUGGCAGCCACCUGUCUUGGGUCGUUGCGGUUUGCACGGGCGACGCCGGAAGACCACGCAACCUAUGCACGCUGGCAGGAGAUAUUGAAGCAGAUCCUGACGGUGAUGUUGCUGCACCUGGAGCACCCGGAAAUCAAAUUGCGGACGGCCAUUUCCGUCUCGUUGAGGCGGCUAUAUGCCGACAACCGGGAGCUAAUCAAGCGCUUGGCUAAUGAAGCACCGUCGGGAUGCUCGUACAAGAUGGAUCUCGACCGGAUCGCGGCGGACGAACAGUAG
This is a messenger RNA of Anopheles bellator, 2517 nucleotides long. RefSeq names its product dynein axonemal assembly factor 5 (gene Dnaaf5). Gene Ontology annotation, molecular function: dynein intermediate chain binding. Gene Ontology annotation, biological process: inner dynein arm assembly; outer dynein arm assembly; cilium movement. The record is from RefSeq and is a predicted model, not a curated record. Gene Ontology annotation, cellular component: cytoplasm. Lineage: Eukaryota; Metazoa; Arthropoda; Insecta; Diptera; Culicidae. The transcript is spliced from 8 exons. Bases 1 to 2517 code for a protein of 838 amino acids.